AUGCAAUCCAUUGAUUCAUUGAGAGAAUUAAACUCCAAGCUCUUAGCUGAGAUUGCCGAGCUUAGGAAGGAAAAUGCUGAGCUUAAGGACAAGAAUGCUGAGAUCCCUGAUCUUAAAAGGAAGUUUGCUGAGAUUGAGUCUGAGAAAGUUGAGCUUAAGGCCAGGAUUGCCGAGCUUCUAAGACAGGCUGUGGAAGAGAGUAAGAGACGUGAUGUUGAGAAUGCCGAACUCAAGGCCAGAAUCGAGGAACUAGAGAAAAAUAAGACAGUUACCACUAAACUCGAGUUUGAGAAUGCUGAGUUUAAAGAUAGAAUUACAAAAGUGGAACAGAGGCAAAUGCUAAAUGAUACUUCCUCUAAUAACAGUUCACCUAACUUCAAUUCAGUUGCAGAUCAGUUAUCCAUGGCAACACAUCAUGAGAAACCGUUAGUGGAUAAGAAAAUGGAUACUUCAUUACCUGAAGAACCAAUUCCAGAGGUGAUUGCAAAGCAAUCGGUAUCAGCUGUUAACAUAUCUGUUAUGGACCAAUGUGAUCAGACGACCUUAGAAGAUAAAGAAACAAAUGCUUUCUUGGAUGAAGUGCAUAAGAAAAAGAUUAGUGAUGAGAUUAGACAACGCAAUAGGGAGAAGAAACUUCAAAGCCAGAAAACAAAAGGGAUUGAUAAUUAUAAUUUUGCAUUUGCUCAGCUGUGGAAUUCACCAUGUCCUAUUUGCGAUAGAAAACAUGGGAAUUAUGGAUUACAUGGUGAAUGGUAUAGGAAUGGAACGGAAUAUUGUCUUACCUGCAAUACUUCAAGCAAUAAAUUCAAGUUCGCAAUUGUAGCAUAG
Molecule: messenger RNA, 828 nt
Organism: Rhizophagus irregularis DAOM 181602=DAOM 197198
Lineage: Eukaryota; Fungi; Glomeromycota; Glomeromycetes; Glomerales; Glomeraceae
Source: RefSeq, a predicted model, not a curated record